Messenger RNA from Arabidopsis thaliana (thale cress), 1167 nucleotides. RefSeq names its product F-box and associated interaction domains-containing protein. The transcript has a single exon. Bases 1 to 1167 code for a protein of 388 amino acids. The record is from RefSeq and is marked reviewed. Lineage: Eukaryota; Viridiplantae; Streptophyta; Magnoliopsida; Brassicales; Brassicaceae.
AUGAUGAUGCCUCAUCUUUCAGAGGAUUUGGUAGAGGAGAUACUCUCUAGGGUUCCGGCUAUAUCUCUAAAACGAUUACGAUAUACUUGCAAACAAUGGAAUGCUUUGUUUAAUGAUCAAAGAUUCAGUAAGAAGCACCGUGAUAAAGCACCGAAGACAUAUCUGGGUCUCACAUUGAAGGAUUUUAGGAUUUAUUCAAUGAGCUCAAAUCUGCAUGGACUUCUUCACAACAACAACAUUGAUCUACUUAUGGAGUUCAAAGGUAAACUUAGCAGUCUAAACGAUUUAAACGAUUUCGAAAUAUCACAAAUCUAUCCCUGCGACGGUUUAAUAUUAUGCUCCACGAAGCGUAACACUAGACUCGUGGUUUGGAACCCCUGUACCGGUCAAACCAGGUGGAUCAAACGCAGGAAUCGUAGGAUGUGUGAUACCUUUGCUUUUGGAUAUGACAACAGCAAGUCUUCUUGCCUUAAUAACUACAAAAUCCUGAGGGUUUGCGAAAAAAUAAAAGGACAGCAGUUUGAGUAUGAAAUCUUUGAGUUUAGCUCUAAUUCAUGGAGGGUUCUCGAUGUUAAUCCCAACUGCAUCAUAGAAGGUAGGAGUGUGUCUGUCAAAGGAAAUAGUUAUUGGUUUGCUACAAUUACAAAAACACACUACUUCAUACGACGUUUUGAUUUUUCAUCAGAAACGUUUCAGAAACUUCCUCUUCCGUUUCACAUAUUUGACUACAAUGAUUCUAGGGCUCUAUCAGCCUUUAGAGAAGAACAACUCUCAGUGUUACAUCAGAGUUUUGAUACAGAAAAGAUGGAUAUAUGGGUGACCAAUAAAAUUGAUGAGACCACAGAUUGGUCAUGGAGCAAGUUCUUCACAGUGAGAUUAAUCAAUAGGUUAGACUAUCCUAUUAGCAUGAUGAUGAAGUCUCCCCUAAGUUUCUUCAUCGAUGAGAAAAAGAAUAUCAUUUUGUGUUAUGAUAAACACAGAGAAAAUACCUACAAGUCAUUGGUAUUAAUUGUUGGGAAGGAUAAAGUCUACAGAGAAUUCUACUUUCCAGAAUCAUACGAAUUAGGUAGGACAUAUCUAUGCAACUAUGUUCCAAGUUUAGUUCAAAUCAAGCAAAGUGGACUGAUAUCUACAAGGAAAAGAAAGCGAAAAGAUUUCUCAAGUUAA